UGGGAGGGCUGCGUACCGGCAGGAAAAGCCAAGACCUGGCAGAGAGACGCCGGCUGGACCUCAGAGGAAUGUCGUGUCCGCGCAGAGGCUGCUUUUACACAUGAAGAAGAGAAACAACACCGAAGUUGCGAUUGUUCGGGGUUAGUUACGUGUGAUGGAGCACACAGUGGUGGACACUGGCUCACUUUUUACUUCAGGAAUUAAGAGACAUGUGAAAGACAAAAGAAUUCCAAGGACUGGAAAGCUGAAUGUUUCUCUUGCUUCAAAAAUCAAAACAAAAAUACUAAACAAUUCUUCUAUUUUCAAAAUUUCUUUAAAGCACAACAACAGGGCAUUAGCUCAGGCUCUUAGUAGAGAGAAAGAAAAUUCUCGAAGAAUUACAACUGAAAAGACGCUAUUGCAAAAAGAAGUGGAGAAGCUGAAUUUUGAGAACACAUUUCUUCGCCUAAAACUAAAUAAUUUGAAUAAGAAGCUUAUAGAAAUAGAAGCACUCGUGAACAAUAAUUUGAUAACUGCAAUUGAAAUGAGCACUCUUUCUGAGUUUCAUCAGAGUCCCUUUCCACUGCCGACUAGCAAGAAGAAACGGGUCAGUAAACAGUGCAAGUUGAUGCGUCUUCCAUUUGCAAGGGUUCCAUUAACUUCAAAUGAUGAUGAUGAUGAUGAUGAUGAUGAUGAUAAAGAUAAAGAGAAAAUGCAAUAUGAUGACAGUGUUAUAUCAAAGAUAUCACCUGAUAUUCCCUCUUCCGUAUCAACAAGACAAGCUUUAUCAAAAAGUCAUUUAUACUCAGACCAAAAUUUCAUGAGUUCUCCGAUGAGUGAGAUGAAAAAUGCCCAGUCAAUCAGCCACAGAAAGGAGAAACCAUCUCUCAGUAAUGUAACGGAAAGGAAAAAACAUGUGUCUUCUCAGGAAUCAAAUAAUCCUUCUGUUGACAGUUCUCAUGGGACAGACUUGGAUCAACAACACAUUUUAAGUCCAGAAUUAAAUUGGAAUAAUGAAAUAAAUGAUCAUACUAAUGAAAAGAAUAUUAAAAUGCAAGGAAGCAUACAAUGCCUUCCUGACUCAUCUGAGUCUACAAGUGAGCCUACUGCAGAGUACAUGAAUCCAAUUCAGGGUAGUGAUGACUUUCAGUUGCAGAAAACUGUGUAUGAUGCUGACAUGGAUUUAACUGCUAGUGAAGUAAGCAAAAUUGUUACAGUUUCAACAGGGACUAAAAAUAAAAGUGAUAAAAAAUCAAAUGAUUGUGGAAUAAAAACUUUCAGAAAAGUGAAAGAUUCAAGCUCUGAAAAGAGAGGAAGAUCAAAGAGACAAUUUAAAAAUAGUUCAGAUAUCAAUAUUGAGGAAAAGAUUGAAAAUGGACCAGAGAAAAGAUCAGUUGUCUUGAAUAGCAAAGGGGAUUCAGAAGAUCCAAAUUUUAUUUUCAAUACUGAGCAGCUGACUCAGUUGAACAUACUGAAGAAAGAAACCCUUCAUAAUGGUUCUGAUCAAGAUGACAGACAAAAUACACAAUGUAAUAAAAGAAAGAAAAGAAUACAUGUAACAAAUGAGCAAGAGGAAGCAUACUCCUUCUCCCAGAGUUCAGAUAAAUUUGAUAUAGGUCAGAGUUCUUUAGCUUAUCAUAAAAGUAAAGCUUCUAGACAGACUUUUGUGAUUCCUAAGUUAGAAAAAGGUAACUUAUUCUCAAACCAAAAGAAUAAAGAAACCACUUCUGAAAACCUAGAAGUCACAAGUGCAUUUCAAACAGCUGAUCUUUCCACCAAAGAUAAUGAAAGUUUAUGUGAGUAUGAGCCCCAAAAUAUGUUGGAUUUGAAAAAGCAUGUCACUGAUAUGCAGCCUGCUCAGCAAAAUGAAUCAAAAAUAAAUGAGAAGCUUAGGCAGAAAGUAAAUCGGAAGACAGAAAUAAUUUCUGAAACAAACAAAGUAUAUGGGGAUACUGCUAAAGAUGUGCACAGCCCAGGAAAAGGUAACUUUUCCUUCCAAACCCAGGAGGAUAAAGAAACCAUCUCUGGAAACCUUACAGUUUCAGAUGAGUUUCAGAAACCUGCUCUUUCCACCAUUGGUAAUGGAAACCUGUGUGAUUGUGAGAUCCAAAAUGUGUUGGAUUUGCAAAAGCAGAUCACCGAUGUGUAUCCUGUUCAGCAAAAUGAAUCAAAAAUUCCUAAGACUUUUAGGCAGAAAGUAAAUCGGAAGACAGAAAUAAUUUCUGAGGUGAAUCAUUUAGAUAAGAAUGUGUAUUUCCCAGAAAAGGGUAGUUCUUUCUUCCUAACCCAGAAGGAUAAAGAAAUCAUACCUGAAAAUAUAAAAGGCCCAAGUGAGUUUCAAACACCUUCCCUUUCUACCAAAGAUAGUGGAAGCCUACAUGAUUAUGAGACUCAAAAUGUUCUGGGAGUAGCAAAGCAUAUCCAUGAUAUGCAACCUGCUUGUCAAAAUGAAUCAAAAAUAGGUAAGAAGCUUAGGCAAAAAGUAUGUCGGAAGACAGAAAUAAUUUCUAAAAUCAACCAAGUAUAUGAGAAUGAUGACAAAGGCAUAUAUGACCCAGAAAAAAAUAACUUACUUUCUCUAACCCAAAAGGAGAAAGAAAUCAUCCCUGAAAACCUAGAAGACUCAAAUGAGUUUCAGAUGGCUGAUCCUUCUACCAGAGGUGUUAGGAACUUAUGUCAUUAUGAGACUCAAAACAUUUUGGGGGUGAAAAAACAUGUUACUGAUAUGCCACCUACAAAGCAAAAUGAAUCAAAAAUAAAUAAGAGGCUCAGGCAGAAAGUAAGUCGUAAGACAGAAAUAAUUGUGGAAAUGAACCGAGUAAAUGAGCUUAAAAAAAAAGGUGUAUAUGACCCAGAAGAAGGUAACUUCUUUUCCCUAACCCAAACAGGUAAAGAAGCCAUUUCUGAAAACUUAGAAGUCACAAGUGAAUUACAAACAGCUUAUCUUUUCACCCACAAUAAUGGAAAUUUAUAUGAUUGUGAGACACAGAAUGUGGUGGAUUUGAAAAAGCAUGUGACUGAAACGCAACCUGCUCAGCAAAAUGAGCCAAAAAUAAAUAAGAAACUUAGGCAGAAAGUAAAUCGGAAGACAGAAAUAAUUUCUGAAAAGUACCAAAUAUAUGGGGAUAAUGACAAAGAUGUGCAUGAUAAAGAAAUCUGUAAAAAAGAUCUUGCUUUUCAAGUAAAUAAAUCUAAACAAAGCCUUGAAUGCCAAGAUCUCAUCAGUGGAUACUCUAUGGAAAUCAAUAGUAAUGAAAAGGAAAAUUGUGAUCAAAUUUCAAAUCCUUACAAACUAGUUAAAAAGCCUGGGAAAGAAUCAUCAGGCAAGGCAAAGAUUUUCGCAAAAGGUAAAAACAAAUCUAUUUCACAGUUACCAGAUUCUUUACAGACGUCUGUCUUCCUAGAAUCAGAUUUAAAAUAUAUUACUAAUGAAGCAGAUUCUGAUCCUGGUAAGCACGUGGACCUCCAGGAGAAUCUAAAGGAAAGCUCUACAACUCUGAAUGAAAAAAGAGAUAUCCCUUUUGUGGAAGUGGUAAAAGAAGGAGAGUGUCAGGGCAGAAAAGUAAACAAAACAGCAUCUAAAUCAAAGAAAAGGAAGACCAUCUAUCCUUCUUCAGAUAGCCAGAAGGUAAUGCAGGUAGUAUCUGACACUGACCAGGGAAUAUCAGUUAAAUCUGGACAAACUGAUGAGGAAAAAAAUUCAGCAAAUGAGAGAGCUGUCAAAAUGAAGGCAGACUUUUACAAAGAGGCAUUUAAAUCUUUAUCUCAGGUAUAUUCACCUAACGUACAAGAUUCUUCCUUUAAGAGCAUGCAUGAGGAUUUAGUACCUCUGAGUACUUCUCCUAGUAAAAAUCUGAUGAUAAAAGAAAAUUUUGCCCUGGAGAGCUCACCAAUCUUUCAAGUAAGUGAUGAUGAACAUGAGAAGAUGAAAGGGAUGAAUUUCAACCAGAGAACACAAAAAUCAGGAAUAGGUGGUAGAACAUUACAGGAUUUGACAAAUACCAGUUUUGUUUCAAAUAAUGCUGCUAAAGCGGAAAAUAAGUCAGAAAAUCCAUCUUUAGAGCUACCAAGCCGAAGAAGAAGGUGUACUCCUCUCUAUUUAAAGGAGCCAAAUCUCAAAAGGAAAAUGAGAAGAUGAGGUGAAUUUUUGGAUUCUAGUUUUUUUGAAUUCUCAAACCAUACCAAGUCAAAACAGGGAUAUAACAAGGAUUCAAAAGAUGAAAUGCAUGAUGAAGGCUUUCCUCCCCACCUUUUCAUGAGUAUUAAUUUAUUCUUAUGUUUACAUAUAUGUAUAUAAAAUAGCUAUCACUUUGGUCAUUCUAUAACUUAUGUUCCUGUUUUUGUAAACUUCUUUCAACCAAACAGCCUUUAACUAAGCAAAAGCUGUUAACCUUUUAACCAAAUAAAAUGUGUUGUAAAUAUUUUUGCAUUAAUUAUCUUGUUGCAUACCAAACUAUCUUGUUUUGUUUGGUUUUGAAACCAUCCAAUAUAUUUGAUCACCUAGAAGAUUUUAAAAGUUGCCUUCUGCCUUGGCCAGUUUUCUGUCCCCCUUCAUUCUUAUACUUUCAGAAUUACCUGUUAGAUGUCAGUUUCUGUAUUAUUUCCAUUCUGUGUAAUCUGAUGACUUGGCUGAGGGGCUUAACCUUUCAGGCUCUUUAAAAUUUGGUUUUUAUAACUUUAAAGAACACUUACUAUACUAAUAGUAGAAAGUAAUAAAUCCUAUUCAUUUCUGAGUUCAGUGAACAUAGUUUACUGUAUUCAAAUGACAAGUCAAAUUCUAUUCUGCCUAGAUGGAAAAGCUUGCUUAAAGAAUAUCUGACAACUAAAAGGGUGGACUCAGUGUUUUUAACAAACACUCCAGAUCAUUCUGGGACAGAGUGUCCUAGGACCAAACUUUGAGGAACUGCUGUAGGAAUAAAGAGUCCCACGGAACUUAUUCAUAAUAUCAACAAUGUGGGUUGAAUGGAGGCCUUAUUAAAGGAACAGUUUAACACAAUGAUUAAGAGCUUGGCACCCUGACAGUCUUUGUUCUCUUUCCUGUACACCUAUUACUUGGAGACUAUGGACCUCCUAGAGUUAGUCUCCAGUAUUAUAUUUUUGUCCCUAAUGCUUAUUUCUGUUUUUCCUCCUUUCUAUGAGAUUUUUCUUUUUUUCCCUUCCUAUGUAAAUUCUUUUUCAGUUUAUGUAGUCAAAUUUAUCAACCUUUUCUUGCUGGUGGAAUUUGGUCACCAUAAGAAUUUUCCUACUUUCAGAUUACAAAGACAUUUACCCAUGGUUUCAUUUUGUUUUACAUUUAAAUUUCUGAUUCAUGUGGAUUUUUUUCUAUUAUAUGAGAUACAAAUGUAAUUUCAAACGUCUUUGAAGUGACUCCCCCAUUAAUGAGAGGGUUCAUGUUUUCCACUACCGAUUUGAAAUGCCACCCUUUUUUAUGUUGUAUUUCUGUGUGCACUUAAAUUUCUCAAUUUUCUGUUGUAUUCAUCUGUGUGUCUGUUUGUGCCCCACUACCAUACUCUGUAGACUUUAGGGGGAGUAUCGAAGUUUCCCUCCUAGAGCUUUUACAUAUUUCUUAAUAAAUUUAUGCCUAGGUAUUUUAUUUUUUUCUUGGUAAUAUCAAUGGGAUCUUCCCUUUGAUUCUCUCUUCUAAUUAUUAUUUGCAUAUAUAUGUUGAUUACUGAUUUCUGUAUGUUAAUUACUGAACAUUCAUUGUUUGUAGUAUUUUCCAGACAUAUGUCCUGAAAACUAAGUUAACUUUACCUCUUUUUUUUUUUCCCUUCCAAGUCUUAUACCUCUCAUUGCUUUAUUUUGUCUAAUUAAUUGUACGGCUGCUACCUUAAGUAAAAUGUUAAAUGGUAGUGAGAAGAAUAGGUAUCCUUGUAUUGUUCCUGAUUUUCAUGGGAAUGCCUCUGGUUUUACCCUAAUAAGUAAGAUGCUGGGUUUUGAGCUAGUCAUGUAUAAUUUAUAAUCACAUUAAAGCAUUGUCUAUCAAUUAUUUUAUUGAGUUCUUUUUUAAAAAAUCAUAAAUGAGUGUUGAAUUUUUCUCAAGUGACUUUUAGCAUUGAUAGAGAUUGUAUGAGUUUGGGUCCAGUGAAGAGAUAGAAGCCACAAUUAUUUUAUAAAUUGUUAGCCACAUAGUACAGAACUAAACAAGAAUUAAAAAGACAAAAGGGACCACUGGAGUGUCAUAGAGGAAGUAAGUGCGGGCGGUCCCUUUGGGCCUGGAGGAGCAAAGAAGAAAGGACGAGACCUAAAGGCUUGGAGGAAGAGUUCCAGGACCCUAGGGAUGGGGUGCAACGGGUUAGUGCUGUUUCCCUGAAGGGCUCUGACAAGACUGGCCUGAGAGUGUGGACAAGCUGCAGACUGGGGCCAUCCGUUGCUUCUGAAGUCAGUUGUUCCUGCGGGGGGCGGGGGGGUGACCCAUUGCUGUGAUGAGGCUGACAGUAACAAGAAGCAAACAGGAAGAAGCAAAUUUCUUUUUCCUCCUCCAUACUUGCAGUUUGCUACUAUCUCCUUCUAUUGCCAGAGACUGAAAUGGAGCCUGGCAAAGGAAAAAAUGUGGUUUUGCAAAGGCCUGGCCUUAAACGAAAUGGAGUGAGACCUGUGGAUUUGAAGCUGAAACAUAAGAGCUUAAUAGCAUAAUGGGAUAGGAUUAUUCUCCUUGGGUAUAUUAAUGUAACAAACUAUGUUUACUAAUUUGUUGAUGCUGAAACAUUCUUACUUUCAUGGAAUAAAUUCCACUUUCUAGUAUGUGUCAGCCCUUGUCUCUAACCUCUAAGUCCACCUCUCUACAAUUUGCUAUAUGAUGCUGGAACUCUACAAAUCAUAUUUGUUUUUCUUUGCUAGAUGACUUUUAAAGCUUCUGUCAACAAGGGGUGAUAGAAAGAGACAGAAUCAGAAAGAGCGACAAAGGACUUGCUCCUUCUUGUUUGCUUGUUUUUCCUAAUCAGCAUCCCCUCAGCAAUGAAGAUUUCCUCGGGGGGAGCACCAGUUAGUUUGUCACCAGUCGGUUUAGCAUUCCUAGAACCGGCCUCAUUCUGCCCCCAUGGAGGUACCAGCACUACUUGGGCUGUGCCCCUCACUGGCCUCAGGCCUACCUCCUCAGGGAGCCUCCUUCAGGCUCCUGAGGUGUCUCAGCUGUCUGCCACAAGCCGUCUUUGAGAUCUGCGUUCUGACUCCUAGAAGCCCUUUCCUAGCUCCUGAGGUAUUAAACAGUGGCUGAGCAGGACCCUGUCCUCAGUCCGCACGAUUCUAGGUUCUAAUAAUCCCAGCCUCUUCUUUUUAUUACCCAGCUGGUUCCUGUGGUACAUUGAUGGAGGGAAUGCCAAAUGAUAUAAACUUUAUAGAAAAGAUUUUGACACUAUCCAGCAAAAUUACGUAGGCAUAUACAGUCAUACAACCCAGUAGUCUCACUUUUAGAAAACUAUAGUGAAAAUUCUCUUGAUUUUGGGUCAGGUCCUGAUC
This is a messenger RNA of Ailuropoda melanoleuca (giant panda), 7437 nucleotides long. It is a transcript of the gene SGO2, whose product is annotated as shugoshin 2. Lineage: Eukaryota; Metazoa; Chordata; Mammalia; Carnivora; Ursidae. The record is from RefSeq and is a predicted model, not a curated record. The coding region runs from base 155 to 4117 and encodes 1320 amino acids. Gene Ontology annotation, biological process: meiotic sister chromatid cohesion. Gene Ontology annotation, cellular component: chromosome, centromeric region; kinetochore. The transcript has 9 exons.